GAACAAAUGGCUCCACAGUCCGUCGCUAUAUCUUUUACAGGAGGAAAGGAUAGUCUUCUAGCUCUUCAUAGAGUGGUUGAACAAGGAUACAAGGUUGCAGUGCUGGUCACUUUUGCUCCUCCUGACAAACCAUUCCGUGCUCAUCCAAUGGCCAUCAUCAAAGCACAAAGUCAAGCUCUCAAUAUUCCUCAUGUUAUAUGUACUAUUACUGGUCCUCAUUAUCUGGAAUCAUAUAGAGAAAAGUUACAACAAUUAAAGGAAGAAUAUGGUAUUCAUGGUUUAGUAACAGGUGAUAUUUUGCAAGUAUGUUCUGACUUUAUGGAACGUGCUUGUAAAGAUAUUGUAACUUUAAUACGACCUUUAUGGCAACUCUCACGACAAGAGCUACUACAAGAUAUGUGGCAACGUCCUUUCGAGAUAAUGGUAACUUGUAUUAACCGAAGAAAACUUUCUACUUCUGAUGAAAACAAUGGUGUGGGUGAUAUUUUAUCUUUAGAAUGGAUCAAGAAACAUGUAGAUAUCAAUAACGCAGACAUCUGUGGUGAAUAUGGUGAAUUUCAUUCUGCGGUCUUGGAUGCUCCUUUAUAUAUCAAUGGAAAAAUCAACGUGGAUGGAUAUCAAAAAGAGGAAGGGGAUUAUAUAUUUUAUCAUGUUUUAUCAGCAGAAAUAGUAUCACGUUAGAUAGUUUAUCAUCAUUAUGGCAUUCGAACAAUCCAUCUUUUUUACUUUUUUAUGUGCGGUCGAAGAUUCUCCGCCCUCAAGCCACACAAUAAAGAUUCUUUUUCCCUUUUUCUUUUUU
Messenger RNA from Halteromyces radiatus, 799 nucleotides. RefSeq lists its product as uncharacterized. The transcript has 2 exons. NCBI's taxonomy places the organism in Eukaryota, Fungi, Mucoromycota, Mucoromycetes, Mucorales, Cunninghamellaceae. The record is from RefSeq and is a predicted model, not a curated record. Bases 7 to 681 code for a protein of 224 amino acids.